AUGGAGCGUUCCCAGAAAAAGUCGGCAGCUUCUGUGGAUCCUGUCACUGCAAGCACGAGACCAUUGAAGAAGGUCCGCUUCUCCAAGACCAACAGCAUGUUCACGGACAGCUUCGAAGACGCCAACGCCAUGGCUGCCAUGGUCAACUUCUUCAGACCCAGCAAAUAUGCAUCACUACCCCGGGACCCCGAGAAAGAGGCACAGAGCAAAGCACUCUCCUCAAUCUCGGAAGAGUCAGGCUCGGAAACGGGCAGCGAGACUUCAGCAGAGACUGUUUGCGAGGUUGGACUGCCUGCAGCAGAAAACGAACAUAGCCCUGUGAGGGCUCGCAUCAUCUCAGACGCCAUUAUCGGGCUCUCAGACGGGCUGACAGUGCCCUUUGCGCUCACCGCAGGCCUGUCCGCACUGGGAGACACCAAGGUGGUCGUCUUCGGCGGCCUGGCCGAGCUUAUUGCCGGAGCCAUCUCAAUGGGGCUGGGAGGUUACCUGGGAGCGAAGAGCGAAGAGGACUCAUACAAAGCCACGCUGCGGUCAACGCAGUCCAGAGUCCUCGAUCCCAACAGCAACCUGGCGUCCGAGAUCACCUCCGUUUUCGCACCUUACCAUCUCCCCCCAUCAACACUGAAGGACUUUACACAUCAGCUCAUCACCUCAAACAACCCGGAAAUGGUGGUUGACUUCCUGAUGCGCUUCCAGCAGGGCACUCCUGAGCCAGCGGCCAGCCGGGCGGUCAUCUGCGCCUUGACGAUCGCGACCGGCUAUUUUCUCGGAGGCUUUGUGCCUCUUCUCCCAUACUUCUUUGCCUCAAAUGUCACACAAGGCCUCAUUUGGAGCAUCAGCGUCAUGAUCCUAGCCCUCUUCGUAUUCGGAUACGUCAAGACGGGCAUGACUGAUGGUUUCAGAGGUUGGAGGUGCGUGCGCCGCGGCCUCAAGGGAGGCGGGCAGAUGGUCAUUGUGGGAGGUGCCGCCGCAGGGUGCGCCAUGGCUGUAGUGAGAAUGUUCAACUCGGUUGAGUUUUGA
Molecule: messenger RNA, 1020 nt
Organism: Exophiala xenobiotica
Lineage: Eukaryota; Fungi; Ascomycota; Eurotiomycetes; Chaetothyriales; Herpotrichiellaceae
Exons: 2
Coding region: 1-1020 (339 amino acids)
Biological process (GO): intracellular manganese ion homeostasis
Cellular component (GO): fungal-type vacuole membrane
Molecular function (GO): iron ion transmembrane transporter activity; manganese ion transmembrane transporter activity
Source: RefSeq, a predicted model, not a curated record